Molecule: messenger RNA, 2859 nt
Organism: Anisakis simplex (herring worm)
Lineage: Eukaryota; Metazoa; Nematoda; Chromadorea; Rhabditida; Anisakidae
Source: the annotation of a GenBank genome assembly
AUGAUGAAAAGGAGUACACGUUCAAUAGAUGUGCCCAAAUUGCGUCGAAAUAUGAAGAAUCGUAGUCGUAUUGCCGAAACGAUGUGUUGUGGGUAUUUGAGCGGGUUCGCAUACGUGAAACUUGUCGUGUUAUGGCUGGUAUGUAUCGCGCUUGAUCUUCUGAUUGGCUUUCGCUUUGAGCUACUUUACCCGGUGUGGUUACUCAUUCGCAAUUGCUACGAUUCAUUUCGAUUUCAGGGUCUUGUCAGCUCGCUCCAGUAUUCUGCAUUCUCAGCAUUUUUUGUAUGUGCAACAGCUACAACUGAUCUAAUAUGCUUUGUGCUCUUACCGGUGCAACUGCUCUUAUUUCUUGCGAGCACUUAUGUUUGGGUGCAAUUUGUUUGGCACACAGGAGGGGUGUUGUCGAGUUGGUUAGGACUGCGGGACAGUUCAUCUUGUGGAGCAGUGUCAACACCCGAAUUGGGAUUGGCAUCAGUUGGUGGCACGUUAACACCUGGACGAGAAUGUGUUUCUUCUUCGUCUUCUUCUUCUUCUCCUUCUUCUGCUUCUUCUACGUCACGGUCAUUUAGCAGCAGCAGCAGUUCGAGUAUGCUUGGUGGCUUCGGUGUGGCAUUAACAGCCGCCUUUGCGCAUUCGUCGUCAUUGACGUCUGAUUUGUGUCGACCGUUUGCUGCACAUUGUAUUGGUUAUCCGGUGGUGACACUCGGUUUUGGCCUUAAAACUUAUAUGAGCUUGUGGCGUUUCAAAAGACGUCAGCGAGAAGUGUCUCGUGAGAACGAAGUGUACGGCAGAUUACUGGCUGAAGCACUGCCUUCGGUGUAUGAAGGCCCUAAGGUUUAUUCGCGAUGUAACGGUGCUGCUAUUCAGGAGCAAGACAGUACAAUCGAUUAUGAAACAGAAUUGCUACCAAGUCUGGCAAUCUGUGCAUCACCGUCAUCGACCACUAGUGGAUUGGGUGCAUCACAACGAAAAAGUUCAAGAACCAGUUCGUCAUGGAAACAAAAUGGUUGUAAGCAGUUGAAUACGAAACGUAUACCAUCGCAUGCAAAUGGUUCACUCCUUACGUCGCGAAAAGAUACGACUAAUCAGAAUAUAAAUGAUGAUGAUGAUACGGCAAGUUCAGCAUCAGCAUGUGGAACGUCACGAAUGUCGUUAUGGCGCUUGAUAUGGGACGUGAUUUGGAUGGUUUUAUCUGUAUUGACGGGUUCAAGCGGCGAUACGAUGUCAUCAUCAUUAGAUGAUCGCAUUUCUUUAUCUUCGAACGAGAUUGACAGUGAUGAAGAGAUGAUGGAACAAGAAGAGACUUCUUUUCAACCUGAUGAUCUUCCUCUACCCUCCACAAGGUUGCUGCCACAGCAAAGGAACACAAAUGUUAAGAAGAGCAAAGGUAGUUGUACACGUCUCAAAGCUGGUCGUAGUCGUGCGCGCAACAUGCAUAAUCAGUCAGAGUAUGUAUUGAGUGCAAACAAUGCGGCUGCACAACCCUUAGUCUCACUGUCGACAAAUUCAUCAUGUUUAACGACUAAUAAUCUCUUGAAUCUGAAUAGUGGUACAGCAGCAGCACAAGAUAACACCCUUUCUUCUUCUUCUUCUUCUUCUCCACCAAACAACGCCUAUACAAGCACUGGCAACACUUCUGUUACGAACACUAUAUUCGUUGCCAGCUCACAACCUUCAAUUGCGUCCAUUCCCAACAAAGCCAACGAUGACUAUGUGACGGUUGAGGAACUGGAGACUCUGAAAGGAGAACUAAGAGCAGCACGUAGUCAAGAGACAGACUUGCGAUGUAUGCUGCAACAGGCAGUAAAUGCUGAAAAGCAAACAAAAGGUGAACUAACACAGCUGAAAAUGAAACAGGAACAGACUGAGAACAAGCUGUCGAAUUUACUAAAAGCACGCGAACAAGACAAAUGUUCAAUACAGUUGCUGGAAAAGAGACUGAUUGAGGCACACGCAAAGAAGAACGAAUUAGAGAAAGAGUUGAAUGCGGAACGACGGAGCAAGUUGAAAGAGGAGCACGCUGCUGCACGUGCACUUGCUGCGGCACAGUCGAUCAAAAGUGUUGAUUGUGGUGAAGCGUGUAAGGCACGAAAAGCUGAUCUGGAAAGAGAGAUACGUGCGACACGCCGUGAUUUGAAGGCAAAAGAAGAACUGACGAGUGUUUAUGAAGAACAGUUGAGACAGCUGAGAGAAUUCAAAGAAAGCAAUGAAAUACAGGAUUUGCAAUCGACAUUAGCGGCAUUACGUGAUAAAAAUCACCAGUUGGAGCAAUCGCUAUCGGCUGAGAAUCGUCUCAAGCAGGAUCUGUUUCGGGUACUCACAGAAACGAGAUCACAAACCGAGAUGUUGCGACAGCAGAUACGAGCAAAAGACGUUGAACUGGUGGAGUUACGUCAGCGUUUGUCGAGCGAAUCGAACGACGCCUGCAAGAUGUGUCCUAGUGGCAAUUCUCGUGGCGCCGUGCAAUCUCUGAACUCAUCGAAUGCUGUCCGAUGCGGUAAUGGUCCGUCAGCUGCGAGCAGUCUCUUAUCACCAGUGGUGAACGGCGUUGGUGGCACGCUGAAGAUGUCCUCUUCGUCAGUGAACAGCGAGCAGAAUAUGGAACUUCUCACUGCGGCACUCUCGAAUGCAGCUAGUAGCGCAUACUUGCCGUAUCCGUUUGGAGGACAGAACAGUGCAAAUGAACACUUAUUAUUCGAUGCGACCGUGAGCAGUGGAGGACCAGGUGUGAAUGCACCUUCGUCUGCAACAACUGCAGCAGCAGCAUCCGGAGAUUCGUUACGCUUCUCGAAUACGACAACCAAAUUCGGUGUUCCGUCAGCAACGUCAUCCACUUCGACAUCAGUUAGAUCAACGUAG